UUGUCCGUCGGCCGGUGCGCGCUUGGAAGUGGACUGUCUGCGUCUCGCCUUUGCUCGGGGGGACGCUCCGGCCAAGAGGAGGGAACAGCGGGCAGGAGGAGGAGUGCGCGGCUGUGGCUCCGGCUUCCUUCCUGCCCUCCCUUUCUCCUCCCCUCGGCCGGGCCAGCCUCGCCUCCCUCCCUCUCUCCCUAUCUUCCCGCACACGCUCCCGACCGGCAGCUCCGCGCUCUCCGCGCCGGCUCCUCCUCCUCCUCUCCGCGCUUCCAGCAAGAUGACAGCCGGGCGGCAGCAGCGGCGGUGGCGCGGAGAUUCCUCGCACCGGCUGGUGGCUAACCUGCCUCCUUCGUUUUUAGUGCUGAAGCCAGAUUGUUUUAACUAAAGAUGGAAACACUGGAGUCGGAACUGACUUGCCCAAUUUGUUUGGAAUUGUUUGAAGACCCCCUCCUUCUGCCGUGCGCUCAUAGCCUCUGUUCCAGCUGUGCCCACCGCAUCCUGGUCUCCAGCUGCUCCGCGGGAGAGCCUCUUGAGCCCAUCACUGCCUUCCAGUGCCCCACCUGCCGCUAUGUCAUCUCCCUCAACCAUCGGGGCCUGGAGGGCCUCAAGCGCAAUGUGACCUUGCAGAACAUCAUUGACCGCUUCCAGAAGGCCUCCCUGAGCGGGCCGAAUUCCCCCAGCGAGAACUGUCGUGAGCGGCCAUACCGCCACAGCCCAACCAUGUCGGCGGGUGACAGGAUAGCCUGCCAGUUCUGUGAGCAGGACCCUCCGCGUGACGCUGUCAAGACCUGCAUCACCUGCGAGGUGUCCUACUGUGACCGCUGCCUGCGGGCCACACACCCAAACAAGAAGCCGUUCACCAGCCACCGUUUGGUGGAGCCUGUGCCGGACGCCCACUUCCGUGGGCUGACUUGCCUUGAGCAUGAGAACGAGAAGGUGAACAUGUACUGUGUGGCUGAUGACCAGCUCAUCUGUGCCUUAUGCAAACUGGUGGGGCGGCACCGGGAUCACCAGGUGGCAUCCCUGAGUGACCGGUUUGAGAAGCUCAAGCAAACACUGGAGAUGAACCUCACCAACCUCGUUAAACGCAAUAGCGAACUAGAAAAUCAGAUGGCCAAACUGAUACAGAUCUGCCAGCAGGUGGAGGUGAACACAGCCAUGCAUGAGGCCAAACUGAUGGAGGAGUGCGACGAGCUAAUGGAGAUAAUCCGUCAGCGCAAGCAAGUGAUUGCUGUCAAGAUCAAAGAGACAAAGGUGAUGAAGCUGAGGAAGCUGGCCCAGCAGGUAGCCAAUUGCCGGCAGUGCCUGGAGCGGUCAACUGUCCUCAUCAACCAGGCUGACCACAUCCUGAAGGAGAAUGACCACGCACGGUUCCUGCAGACAGCAAAGAACGUGGCAGAGAGGGUCGCCAUGGCAACAGCAUCCUCUCAAGUUUUGAUACCCGAUAUCAAUUUAAAUGAUGCCUUUGAAAACUUUGCUUUAGAUUUUUCCAGAGAGAAGAAACUACUGGAGGGGCUGGAUUAUCUAACAGCACCCAACCCACCAUCGGUUCGUGAAGAGCUUUGCACUGCCUCUCAUGAUACCAUCACUGUCCACUGGAUCUCAGAUGAUGAGUUCAGCGUCAGCUCGUAUGAGCUCCAGUACACCAUCUUCACUGGCCAGGCAAACUUCAUCAGCCUCUACAAUUCUAUGGACAGCUGGAUGAUCGUCCCCAACAUCAAGCAGAAUCACUACACAGUGCACGGGCUACAGAGUGGCACGCGAUAUAUCUUCCUCGUCAAGGCAAUAAACCAGGCUGGCAGCCGGAACAGCGAACCCGCCAGGCUCAAGACAAACAGCCAGCCCUUCAAACUGGACCCCAAAAUGGCACACAAGAAGCUGAAGAUCUCCAACGAUGGGCUCCAAAUGGAGAAGGACGAGAGCUCCCUGAAAAAAAGCCACACUCCCGAGAGGUUCAGCGGGACAGGAUGCUAUGGUGCCGCAGGCAACAUUUUCAUUGACAGUGGCUGCCAUUACUGGGAGGUGACUGUCGGCUCCUCCACCUGGUAUGCAAUUGGCAUCGCCUAUAAAUCGGCCCCCAAGAAUGAGUGGAUUGGCAAGAACUCCUCCUCCUGGGUCUUCUCCCGCUGCAACAACAACUUUGUGGUGCGGCACAACAACAAGGAGAUGCUGGUGGACGUUCACCCGCAAAUGAAGCGCCUGGGCAUCCUCCUGGACUAUGACAACAAUGUGCUGUCCUUCUACGACCCAGCCAACUCUCUCCACCUGCACACCUUCGAGAUAUCUUUCAUCCUGCCGGUCUGCCCCACCUUCACGAUUUGGAACAAAUCUUUAAUGGUCAUAUCGGGUCUGCCCGCCCCAGACUUCAUAGACUACCCUGGGCAGCAAGAAUGCAACUGCCGACCCCAAGAGUCCCCAUAUGUAUCAGGGAUGAAAACCUGCCAUUGAGGAGUCAGAAAGGCCCUUCCCUUCCAGCCCAAGCUUCAGGAACUUCUGUGCAACUAGGCUGGAAGGUGGGCUUCUGCUUCCUGUUGUUGUGAGCAGCACCUUGCCACACUGGGCUAGCUUAUACCCUAAGGAAAACCCACCUCUGUGGCACACCCUCUUGGAGGAGUGUGGGUGGUGUUUUGUGGACUGGAUUUUGUUUUUGUUUUUAUUUGGUAGCACUACUGAAUUUUCUCCGAUGGGAGUUGGCAUGCCUUGUUCAUUUCUGGUGGG
Molecule: messenger RNA, 2712 nt
Organism: Lacerta agilis (Sand lizard)
Lineage: Eukaryota; Metazoa; Chordata; Lepidosauria; Squamata; Lacertidae
Gene: MID2
Product: midline 2
Exons: 10
Coding region: 382-2442 (686 amino acids)
Molecular function (GO): zinc ion binding; protein binding
Source: RefSeq, a predicted model, not a curated record